AUGAAACCGGCUACUAAAUUGGCCAAGGAAAACGCCAAAAGGUUAUGCUACCCUGGUUUUUACCGAGGGGUUCUUUAUAUAUGGAAGAGUGGUACAAAAAUAUUGAAAUACCCGAUUUUCGAAUUAAACCUACGCCUAAUGGCUGGAUUAACGACAAUACUACUUUCGAAUGGCUUUAUUCUUUUUAUAAAGCCUCAAUAUCCUAGGUUAAGAAGGUUUAUUGAAUUUUAUAACCAGCAUUUUAUCAUCCCUUUCUUCUUUUUACCCCAUAUAACCCAUUUCUAUCAACCACUAGACAGUCAAGCAUUCCAAAUACUCAAGCAUCAUUUUCUCCGUGAUCUAGAGAAGAUUAACGACCAAUCUCAGGUAACUAGACGGUAUAUUCGGCGAAGUAUAGAUACAAAUCUACUUUUAUCCCAAGAGGUCGCUAUUCUCAAAGCAGAAUUAAAAAAGGCUGGUAUCUCCAGAUCAAAUGCAGAAGCUAAGAAAAAUGGACGAUCGAUUCUUGGUACACGGGGCUUAGUACUAGCACCAACCUACGCAAAUAAGAAGAUGGUAGAUAGGCGAACGGCCGAUUCUAAAAAGUUGGAGCGGUUCCAGGCAAAAUAUGCCAAGAAGUUGGAAGCUGAACAGCAAGCCCAAAAGGCUAGGGAUUUAGUUGAGGCUGAGCAUAAAGCUUCAAUGUUAGCAAGGAAUCCUAAUCAUGGAAAUUGGUAUAUGGAUAGUCAAGGUGGUUACUUGUAA
Messenger RNA from Penicillium psychrosexuale, 744 nucleotides. RefSeq lists its product as uncharacterized. The record is from RefSeq and is a predicted model, not a curated record. The transcript has 4 exons. The coding region runs from base 1 to 744 and encodes 247 amino acids. NCBI's taxonomy places the organism in Eukaryota, Fungi, Ascomycota, Eurotiomycetes, Eurotiales, Aspergillaceae.